UUUGUCAACUCCAAUUCAGCAUUUCUUUAUCCGCUUUGUCAACUCCAAUUCAGAAUUUCUUUAUCCGGAUUUACAUUUGCUGGAUUGGGUGUCUGUGGGUCCUCUUUUCGAGUGAAGUACAAUUUGGGUUCUUUAGUUCUAGGGUUUUCAGUCUUGAUUGAAGGGGAGAACUCUGUUUGCUGAGAAUGAUGGCUUCUCCUGCUGCUGCUGCACCUCUUCCAUCACAAAAGGAGCUUGAGGAGAUGCUCAUUGAGUCUGGAAUUGAGCUCUCUACACCUCCUUCAUCCACUGGCGAGCUUCUCAGCCUCCUUGAAAAAGUUGAAUCAGAACUGAAGAGCAUAGGGCAAGACCCUUCAGUGUCGACGAGAAAUGUACUUGAGCCAAUUAAAAAAGCGCUGAUUGAAACGAAACUUCUGAGACAUUCUGAAAAAAUCAUUGAGGUUUCUGUUGCAUCUUGUAUCUGUGAAAUUAUGAGAAUAUCUGCACCCGUUCUACCCUAUGAUAAUACAGAAAUGGAGGUCGUUUUCCAUCAGAUUAUAGCAUCCCUUGAAAAGUUAUAUUUCAUUGAUAGUAACUACUAUAGUAAGGCUCUCAGAGUUCUUGAAGCCGUUGCGAAGUACAGGUUGUGUGUGAUGCUAUUGGAUUUUGACUAUGUGUUAGCUGUUAACGUUUUCCAACUGUUUCUCAAAAUCAUCAGCGUCGAGCAUACCAAUGCUGUAUUAAGAUACAUGGUGGACAUCAUGUCUCAGCUCAUAGAAGAAAGAGAUGAAGUCUCACUAGAUUUUCAAGUGUCCAUUCUUGAUAGCCUAAGAAAUGAAACUCUGGCUACUGCACCUUGUUCAACGAUAUUGGGAAGAGAAGUCUUGGAAAAGUGUGCUGCCAAGCUGAAGCCUUGUCUUUUAGAAUUAAUGACAAAUAUGAACAUGAAUUUGGAUGAUUAUUGCAAAGUACUUGGCUCAAUAUUGCAUGAAGUUCCUGAGGGAGAAAACAUGGUGGAAAAUGCUGUUUCUGUACCACCUGUAGAAGGAACAUCUGCUCUUCUACUUCCUCAGGUACCACUAUUGGAUGCCACUCCAACAAUGAAUAACAAUAACCUGGAACCUGAUGGGUCAUUGAAGGCAUUAAACAUUCGCAAUCAGGCUGAACAGCUAAAAGAUACUGAUGCACCGUCUGAUCCCAUGCAUAAAAAUACAAAAGAGUUGCAACAACAAAUGGAUCUGAGUGCACUGUCAGAGAAGAUAAGACCUGAUAAGGGACAUGAUUCUUUUGGGAUGAACGAAAGCAAAUGCUCUGAUGAAGAACCUACUAUCAAGAAGGAACAAGAGAAGAAAUGUCCUUGCAAAAGGGGCCGACCAAAGAAGAAUCAGACAGAUCUCACCGUGCAAAAGAGAUAUGAAGGGACUAGGUCUGCCCAGAGAAAACUUAAAGAAAAGGAUUCUAAAAAGCUUCAUACUAUUAAAGAUUACGGAAAAGAGUUGGUAGGGGCUAAAGUCAAAGUCUGGUGGCCCCGGGAUAGAAGGUUUUAUGAGGGGGUGAUUUCUUCUUUUAACCCUAAGACGGAAAAGCACAAGGUCAUAUACACUGAUGAUGAUGUAGAAAUCUUGAAUCUCAGAUGUGAGCGCUGGGAAUUGCUUGAAGAGGUUCCAGUCAAAGAAGGGCAUGUAACGGACUGACUUUGCUUUCUGAUGGAGUAAAGAGGAAGAGGAAGGGAGAUGAGCACAAAA
Molecule: messenger RNA, 1724 nt
Organism: Ipomoea nil (Japanese morning glory)
Lineage: Eukaryota; Viridiplantae; Streptophyta; Magnoliopsida; Solanales; Convolvulaceae
Exons: 10
Coding region: 186-1673 (495 amino acids)
Biological process (GO): mitotic sister chromatid cohesion; DNA repair
Cellular component (GO): chromatin; nucleus
Source: RefSeq, a predicted model, not a curated record